CACGAUGAGCAACACGUGUUUCCCGCUUGUGCGAGGGAAACAACCGUUUUCGUCAAACCCGUUGCGAAUUUAAAGUUGAGUUUGAACAAGUAAUAUCCAGAAGCUCCAUUUUUCAUUUCGAUCUCACACCUAAAAAAAAAACCUGGAUAUUCGGUUUCGAAUCUGCGCUGAAAUCGAAUUGAGUAAUGGAGGUAACCUCCUCGAUCUUAUCACCUGCUCAAAGAUACGCAGCGGCGGCUUUGUUUUCUCUCGCAUUGCAUCAAUCUCAAUUUCACGAACGUCCGACUCCGUCUUCUCCUCGCACCGCCGACGCUGAUGCUCCGACCACCGCCGAUUCCUCUUCUACUUCAGACAAUCCUGAGCUUUGGAUUCAUGACAACUCUGGUUUGCUUUUACCUGUUUUUAGAUUCCUCGAAGUGGAUGAACAAGCCUGGCAUGGCCUAAAGGAAACUGCUGGUUCUUCUUCCCAAUUCAGGCAUCAUCUGGGAGAUUUCUUUAAAGUACUGUCAGAGGAAGGUGAUGCGUCUUCUAAAGAUAGAUUAGAUAAAGAAGCCGCAUUGACCAACGCGGUUGAUGCAACUGAGGCAAGCAUGAAGAGCAUUGCUGAUUCUUCGUGCAGAGGUCAUGAGCAGAAAACUAGAAGCGAAGAUAAUUUAUGUGACACCGAGUUAAAAUUAUAUGCUGUGGGUGCUGAGCCUGAUGGUGAAACCAAGGAGAGCUCAGCUUUGCUUCCUCUAGAGACACAAUCUUCCACUGCUCUUGAAAAUGAAAAACCUUUGGAGGAGGCAUCCAUCAUCAGUUAUCAGAGAAAAGUGACAGUUCUUUACACUCUUCUUUCUGCUUGUGUAGCAGAUACGGCUGAGGUUGACAAAAAGUUCAGCAAGUCAAGGCAGGGAUAUGAUGCUCGUCACCGCGUCUCUCUGCGGCUGCUUGCUGUAUGGCUUGGUGUGGAAUGGAAUGAAAUGGAAGCAAUGGAGUCUAUGGUUGCUUAUUCGAUAAUGGAGUCUCUGAGUAAAGCAGGUGAGAAGGAAGAAUCUAUAGUUUCAGAAACAAGUUGGGAUAAAUGGAAGCGUGGAGGUAUUGUAGGAGCAGCUGCUGUAACCGGAGGAACCGUGAUGGCUAUUACCGGAGGCUUGGCGGCUCCAGCAAUUGCCCAAGGAUUAGGUGCUUUAGCCCCUACGUUGGGCAGUAUUAUUCCUGUCAUUGGAGCUGGCGGAUUUGCUGCAGCAGCAACUGCUACAGGAUCAGUUGCUGGAUCUGUAGCUGUUGCUGCAUCAUUUGGAGCUGCUGGAGCUGGCCUUACUGGGAGUAAGAUGGCUACAAGAAUUGGAAGUCUUGAGGAAUUUGAAUUAAUAGAAGUUGGAGGCACUCAUCGAGGUCACCUAGCAGUUAGAAUCUCUAUUUCUGGGCUUGCCUUCGAGGAGGAAGAUUUUAUAAAACCUUGGGAAGGUCACAAUGAUAACAUGGAAAGGUAUGUGCUCAAAUAUGAGUCUAAAAUUUUGAUUGCUCUGAGCACUGCCAUCCAGGACUGGCUUACUUCAAAAAUUAUGUCCGAGUUGAUGAAAGGAGGUGCCAUGAUGACAGUAUUAAGCACACUCGUAGCAGCGUUAGCAUGGCCAGCAACUUUAGUCACUGCAUUUGAUCUUAUAGACAGCAAAUGGGCAGUUGCAGUGGACAGAUCAGAAAAGGCUGGUAAGGUACUUGCUGAAGUGUUGCUGAAAGGCUUGCAGGGGAACAGGCCCGCGACACUAGUAGGUUUUUCAUUGGGAGCCCGUGUCAUUUUUAAGUGUCUCCAAUGUUUGGCCGACUCCAAAGGAGACAAUGCUGGACUAGUGGAAAGGGUUGUUCUCCUUGGAGCACCCAUCUCAAUUAAAGAUGAAAAUUGGGAGGUAGCUAGAAAGAUGGUGGCUGGAAGGUUUGUAAAUGCUUACUCUACAAAUGACUGGACACUUGGUAUAACUUUCCGUGCUAGUUUACUUUCUCAAGGUUUAGCUGGAAUCCAACCUGUUGACAUUCCCGGGAUUGAGAAUGUUGAUGUGACCCGAGUUAUAGAAGGCCACUCUUCCUACUUGUGGAUGACACCAAAAAUACUGGAGCAGCUUGAAUUGGACAAUUAUUUUGCUGUUUACAAAGGUGAACAUGAAAAACCUCAGGAAGAGAAGAGCACCAUGGACUAGCUUUAGUUUCUAUCCCUUUCUCCUCAUCGUUCCACUCUCAUUUAUUUGUUUUUCCGAGGAGUAAUAUCAAGCUAAAGAUAUAGGUAAAUGAAACAUUAGAAAUGGUGGUUUAAUUUAGAAUAAUUGAUGGCAUAGGAGGUUUGUGUUCCUACAUAGUGCGAUGAGAAGAAAGAGGCGGAUCUGACAUGGAAACCUGGAAAAUAUGAACUGUUUAGGUUAAUAGGUGAUUAGCCGUACUUAUAAACUCAUUUGUCAAUAAGUAUAUUUGUGUAAAUUACAGCCAGAUGGAGUGGUUGUAGUGACUAUUUUCAAUAGAAUGAUAAAACUAUAAUGUCUCGCUGGAAUUGACAAAAAAGUCUCUAGCAAAGCAGGACAUCAUUCUGUUUGACCAUUUGAUUAAUUGGUACCCUAUAUAUUAGACAUAGGGUUGCUUGAAGUUUAACGGUCUAGAAGCUAAAGAUCUCCAACUUUCUAUUCAGAUGGAAAAUGUUCAUAUUAUUGUUCUUUUUUGAAGUUUAUAUUAACCACCAUUUCACUAUGGAGUUUGUAGCA
Medicago truncatula (barrel medic) is the source of this 2729-nucleotide messenger RNA. Its product is annotated as transmembrane and coiled-coil domain-containing protein 4. NCBI's taxonomy places the organism in Eukaryota, Viridiplantae, Streptophyta, Magnoliopsida, Fabales, Fabaceae. The coding region runs from base 186 to 2177 and encodes 663 amino acids. The record is from RefSeq and is a predicted model, not a curated record. The transcript is spliced from 15 exons.